UGCUUGCGUUGUUCAAGCUGGUUAUCAUGUCUAACAUCAUCAUCACCAUCAUGUGGGUCGUGGCAGUCGUCACCUGGUGCCUCACCUCGCUCUUCCUCCUCUUUGCCAUGGUGGAGGGCGACACAGCAGUGGCAGCAAACCAGAUACUCCACAGCACAUCUCUCCAGCAAAACAUCCUGGGCGCGCUGCCCUGCUCUGCUCAGCGCAGCCUCGCCUCUGUGCGCCUCAGCAUCCUCGCUGCGAGCGCGCAGGCCACCAGCCUUGUCAACUCCACCGUUGCCGGCAGCUACCCCCAGAUGCCAGGAGGGCCCUACAGCUCUGUGUGCGUGCCGUACUUCCCUGCGCCAAACUACACCCCCACCACGUGCCCUGCCAACGCCAUUAGCCUGCAGAGCUUUGCUGCUAACCUGUACGGCCCGGCGAGCAGUGGCAUGGCAGUGGGGGUGGUGGAGGACAUAGCAGCAGUGAGCAUGGGCGUGGCAGCACUCACCGGUUCCCUCUCAGCCAUGGGCGCCGCUGCCAACUGCUCCUACGUCCUCGACUCCCUGCAUUAUGCCAUAGAUCAGGGCGAGAGCAUAGAGCUGGACCUGCAGCUGCUGUGGAUCGGCUUCCUCAUCCUCUCAGUGGCCUGCAUGCUGCUGUCCCUUAGCAUCCCCGUCUAUGUCUACCGGGCCGUGCGACUAGGUCCAGAGCCUGGAAAGAAGGGUGAUGCCGCCGACCCUGACAG
This is a messenger RNA of Closterium sp. Yama58-4, 727 nucleotides long. The record is from the annotation of a GenBank genome assembly. NCBI's taxonomy places the organism in Eukaryota, Viridiplantae, Streptophyta, Zygnematophyceae, Desmidiales, Closteriaceae.